Messenger RNA from Penicillium taxi, 5334 nucleotides. RefSeq lists its product as uncharacterized. Gene Ontology annotation, molecular function: protein binding. The transcript has 2 exons. Bases 1 to 5334 code for a protein of 1777 amino acids. The record is from RefSeq and is a predicted model, not a curated record. NCBI's taxonomy places the organism in Eukaryota, Fungi, Ascomycota, Eurotiomycetes, Eurotiales, Aspergillaceae.
AUGUCCUCAUUAUUCAAGGCAGGGAAACGACGCUCAAAGCCUGAGGAUAUGUACCUAGGCAAAAUUGUCCAUAAAGCUGGUCCACUGAAGGCUGAGAUUCGUCUGGCACAGGCUGUCUCCGAGUUUGAAGCAGACCUCUCCACAGAUCAAAAAGUCGACUUAACAUCUUAUAAAUUCCAGCUCACCAAGACUCCGCCAACAAUGCACGAUGUUAUGCGACUCACCGCUCACAUCGAUCGCCAAACAUCUAGGAAAAUAAACGGUGGCCGAUGCUUUGGACCUCGUUUGACCAAUAUACUGCAGUCCAUCCAGCAGUUCGCAGCCCUCGGAGACAUUAUAAUCGGCGGCUCGCAGAGUCUUAUAGCAUGUGGCGUCUGGUCAAUUGCGCGGUUUGCGUUGAUGGCAGUUGUGAACUUUUCGUCUCAACUUGAAAAGUUAUCUAGUCUAUUCAUGAUUGCUGGUCGCUCGGCGCCACGUUACGACAGAUUAGCGCUAUUGUAUCCCCGGUCCCAGGCGCUACAGUCGCACCUAUCAGAGUACUUCAUUGUCAUCGUUCAGCUCUGUCACCAUGUCUUAAAGUUCAUGAAGAAGCCAGCCCUAGGGCAAAUGGUAUCGGAUUUUGUCAGCUUCGAAGUACAAAGCUUUCAAUCAGAGCUUGAGCAAUGGGCAAGCUCUAUCAAAGAAGAAGUGUAUGUGCUCAAUAUUGAGGAGCAAGGUACACGCUUCAAGACAUUGAUGCUCCAUUCUAAAUCUGAAGAUAACCGUCAAAGACUCGAGAAACGCGUCCACGUGCUUGAUACUUGCUCCACAUACGAUCACCAGAUGACAUGGAAGCAGAUCCGAAAGCUAGGCAAUGCAUCCUUUGUUCAACAGACUUCUGAGUACACGGCUUGGAAGGAUAGCACGGGUUCUACAUCCUUGAUAUGUAUAGGAAAGCUGGGAUCUGGCAAAUCGGUUUUACUAGCCAACAUUGUUGAUGAUCUCAACCUUCAUAUAAAUGGAGCUAGACAUCCUGUGGCCUACUUCUUUUGUCAACACGAUCUCCUCGAAAGCCUUAAGGCAGAGACGAUUAUCAAGUCUCUGGCACGACAACUGUUGCAUAUCUUAGAUGAUCUCUCUAAAGCAGACGACAUUCUCGAUGGGACCAGCCCGUAUUAUGAUUCUGAGACGAUACUUUGCCUGCUCGAACAUGUCUUGCCGUCUAGCUUCAAGGCAUAUUUUGUCUUAGACGGCUUAGACGCGUGUGAUCCUUAUCAGAAAAAGGAGUUAAUUAAGAACAUUAGAAGGCUCCAGUAUAGCUUUACACUGCAUCUCUGUGUGUCUCUCAGACUGGAAGCUGGUAAUAUCACUCAUGAAAGCAUAGAACAAUUUUCUAAUCAUAGUAUCGUGACAAUUCCUGAAGGGAAUCCCGAUAUUGAGGCUUUUAUCAGCACUGAAUUGGAAUCGCGUAUUGAAUCUGGAGAUCUGGCAAUAACAGACCCUACUGUGAUAAUUGAGAUCCAAGACGCUUUAAUGAACGGGGCCCAGGGAAUGUUUCUCUGGGUAUAUCUUCAGAUCGAAUCUUUAUGCACCGCCAAGACUGAUGAAGCUAUUCGCCAAACUCUAGCCGAACUACCAAGAAAUCUCCCAGAAACAUUUUCUCACAUCCUGAAAAGAUGUGCAAAGUUAGGAGAGACGUAUCAGACGCGCAUAUUGGAACUCAUCACCGUUGCCUACCGACCCUUGAAAGCGAAAGAACUUCAAGAAGCCUUGAGCGUAGUUCCCGGAGAAACAGAGUGGAACUCUGCUCGGCAGCUCAGCGAUGUAUAUUCUGCGCUGGCCUGUUGUGGAAGCCUUAUCAUAGUUGAUGAAGAAGAUCUUACUGUUAGGUCAAUUCAUCAUAGCGUGAGGCAGUUUCUACUUAGUGGAUCUUAUAUUUGCGCCGACACCGGCGCUAUCUUUACAGAAGAAAAUGCGUUCAGGAUAAUGGCAAGUAUCAUAAUCACUUAUAUGAACUACGGUAUUUUCGAGACUCAAGUGUCCAGUACUGUACUACCACAGGUAAAUGGUGAAGCUAUGCCAUCUAAGAUCAUUCGGUCAAUGAAUCAUGUUCCAAACCAAGCUCGCAAUCUUGCGAUUCAAUUGUUAAGGUCGAAGAGAGAGCCAAAAUUUGAUUUGACAAAAGCUCUUGAACAGGCGAAAAGUCGAUUCAACUCCCCUGAUGUAUAUCAGUUCCAACUUCGCUUCUACGCAACAAGAUACUGGCGACGGCAUAUUGGCUUUAUCUCAGCACUGGAUGAUCCUGCCCAGUACGCACUACUACUUCGUCUAUUUCAGCGAGGUAUAUUUGAUAUUGGUGCUAGAGGCGAUGGCGAUCAUACUUUGGUACUUUGGGCAGUGAACAACGGAGACGAGGCUGUCUUCAAAAUGCUCAUUGAGAAGAACAGUGACCUGGUGAACGAAAGCAACCCAGAUAUACUGUACCUGGCAGCAGAAAACGGAUGUGACCGCAUUUUUCAACUGAUUCUCAAGCACCUGCCAUUCCGAUUCUCGUGGUAUAUGCAAGAGGCUUUAUUCCGGGCAGCAAAGAGAGGUCACGCAGCAAUUGUUAGGGCACUUUUCGAGAAAGCUCCCACCCUCAACAGUGAACAAGCGUUAUUUGAGGCAGCAGAGAGUGGAAAAUUCGAAAUUGUUGAGCUACUCAUCGAAAACGGCACCAACCUUGAGAGCCAAGACAAAUAUGGAAGGACACCACUGCUUCUAGCAGCAAAGAAUGGGGAUUUGGAACUUGUUCAGCUACUCAUCGAAAAAGGCGCCAACCUUGAGAGCCAAGACGAAGAUAGAAGGACACCACUGCUUCUAGCAGCAGAGAAUGGGAAUUUGGAACUUGUUCAGCUACUCAUCGAAAAAGGCGCCAACUUUGAGAUCCAAAACAAAUAUGGAAGGACGCCACUACUUCUAGCAGCAAAGAAUGGGAAUUUGGAACUUGUUCAGCUACUCAUCGAAAACGGGGCCAACCUUGAGAACCAAUAUUAUUUUAUGCUUACCCUCGCAGCAAAGAAUAGACACUUAGCAGUUAUUCAGCUACUCAUCGAAAGGAGCGGCGGAAUUGAAGGACGAGACACAUCCGGCAAGACACUACUGCUUCUAGCAGCAAAGAAUGGGAAUUUGAACCUUAUUCAGCUACUCAUCGAAAAAGGCGCCAACCUUGAGAGCCAAGAUAAAUAUGGAAGGACACCACUGCUUCUAGCAGCAGAGAAUGGGAAUUUGGAACUUGUUCAGCUACUCAUCGAAAAGAACGCCAACCUUGAGAGCCAAGACAAAGAUGGAAGGACACCACUGCUUCUAGCAGCAGAGAAUGGGAAUUUGGAACUUGUUCAGCUACUCAUCAAAAAAGACGCCAACCUUGAGAGCCAAGACAAAUAUGGAAGGACACCACUGCUUCUAGCAGCACAAGAUGGGAAUUUGGAACUUUUUCAGCUACUCAUUAAAAAAGGCGCCAAGCUUGAGAUCCAAGACAAAUAUAGAAGGACACCACUACUUCUAGCAGCAGAAAAUGGGAAUUUGGAACUUGUUCAGCUACUCAUUGAAAAAGACGACAACCUUGAGAUCCAAGACAAAUAUGGAAGGACACCACUGCUUCUAGCAGCAGAGAAUGGGAAUUUGGAACUUGUUCAGCUACUCAUCGAAAACGGGGCCAACCUUAAGAACCAAUAUUAUUUUAUGCUUACCCUCGCUGUAAAGAAUAGGCACUUAGCAGUUGUUCAGCUACUCAUCGAAAAGGACGCCAAGCUUGAGAGCCAAGACGAAGAUAGAAGGACACCACUGCUUCUAGCAGCAGAGAAUGGGAAUUUGGAGCUUAUUCAGCUACUCAUCGAAAAAGGCGCCAACCUUGAGAUCCAAGACGAAUAUGGGAAUUUGGAACUUGCUCAGCUGCUCAUCAGCAAUGGGGCCAACCUUAAGAGACCGCAUCUAUAUACCACAACAGCAUUGCUACUAGCAGCAAAGAAUGGGAAUUUAGAACUUGUUCAGCUACUCAUCAAAAAAGGCACCAAAAUUGAGAUCCAAGACGAAUAUGGAAGGACACCACUACUCCUAGCAGCAAAGAAUGGGAAUUUGGAACUUGUUCAGCUACUCAUCGAAAAAGGCGCCAAAAUUGAGAUCCAAGACAAAUAUGGAAGGACACCACUGCUCCUAGCAGCAGAGAAUAGGAAUUUGGAACUUGUUCAGCUACUCAUCAAAAACGGCGCCAACCUUGAGAUCCAAGACGAAGAUAGAAGGACACUACUGCUUCUAGCAGCACAGAAUGGGAAUUUGGAACUUGUUCAGCUACUCAUCGAAAAAGGCGCCAACCUAGAGAGCCAAGACGAAUAUGGAAGAACACCACUGCUUCUAGCAGCACAAGAUGGGAAUUUGGAACUUGCUCAGCUACUCAUCGAAAAAGACGCCAACCUUGAGAUCCAAGACAAAUAUGGAAGGACACCACUGCUCCUAGCAGCAGAGAAUGGGAAUUUGGAACUUGUUCAGCUGCUCAUCAAAAAAGGCGCCAACCUUAAGAACCAAUAUUAUUUUAUGCUUACCCUCGCAGCAAGGAAUAGGCACUUCGCAGUUGUUCAGCUACUUAUCGAAAGGAGCGGUGGAAUUGAGAGACGGGAUAUAUCCGGCAAGAUACUACUACUUCUAGUAGCAAAGAAUGGGAAUUUGGAACUUUUUCAGCUACUCAUCGAAAAAGGCGCCAACCUUGAGAGCCAAGACGAAAAUGGAAGGACACCACUGCUCCUAGCAGCAAAGAAUGGGAAUUUGGAACUUGUUCAGCUACUCAUCGAAAAAGGCGCUAACCUUGAGAGCCAAGACGAAAAUGGAAGGACACCACUGCUUCUAGCAGCAAAGAAUGGGAAUUUGAAACUUGUUCAGCUACUUAUCGAAAACGGCGCCAACCUUGAGAGCCAAGACAAAGAUGGAAGGACACCACUGCUCCUAUCAGCAGAGAGUGGAAAGUUCGAAAUUGUUGAGCUACUCAUCGAAAAUGGCACCAACCUUGAGAGCCAAGAGAAAUAUGGAAGGACACCACUGCUUCUAGCAGCAAAGAAUGGGGAUUUGGAACUUGUUCAGCUACUCAUUGAAAAAGGGGCCAACCUUGAGAGCCAAGACGAAUAUGGAAGAACACCACUGCUUCUAGCAGCACAAGAUGGGAAUUUGGAACUUGCUCAGCUACUCAUCGAAAACGGGGCCAACCUUGAGGGACCGAAUGUAUUUGGCACAACAGCACUAGAAUUAGCAGCUGACAGUGGGCACUCGGCAGUUGCUGAGCUGUUCAUCGAAAAAGGCGCCGACAGCCUCGAUAUAUUUGGCUAG